Caenorhabditis elegans is the source of this 1003-nucleotide messenger RNA. It is a transcript of the gene col-187, whose product is annotated as Col_cuticle_N domain-containing protein. Bases 9 to 932 code for a protein of 307 amino acids. Lineage: Eukaryota; Metazoa; Nematoda; Chromadorea; Rhabditida; Rhabditidae. The record is from RefSeq and is marked reviewed. The transcript is spliced from 4 exons.
CUAUUGUCAUGCCAUCAUCGUCACCGUCCUUUGUUUCCUAUAUUUCACUGCCAUUGAUUUCACUGAUAGCUGCUCUAUGUGGAGUCUUUUAUUAUAUCACUGUGUAUCAGGAAUUAUCAGCACUUUCCCUAAAUGUUAAGAAAAGUGUUGCUGAAUUUUCGGUUGCAACCAAUUUUGCGUGGGAGCAAAUCGCCACACUAAAUGAGCUUCAUUUAGUUUCGAAACGCGGCAUCUCCAAAAAAUCAGUUUUUGUUGACCGAAUUUUCCGUUCCCCAUUCAAUCAAAUAGCUACCCUACCACCAUGGUGCCAAUGUGAGCCUAUUCGCCCAAAAUGCCCACCUGGCCCACCGGGACCUCCCGGCUGUAGAGGAGAACCAGGACCUUCAGGCCUACCCGGAAGGCGUGGAAUCAACAAUUAUGAGACUUUGCCAUUAAAGAAGUGUAUUUGGAGGGAAAGAUUGGCGUGUAUCAUGUGCCCAAGAGGGCCGCCGGGAAGAAGAGGGCGAAUGGGAGAUGAUGGGGAACCAGGGGCGCCGGGCAGGCGUGGAUUGUCAGGAACUUUCUUGACAGGAAUCAAAAAGUUGAGAGGACCACCGGGGGAACCCGGGGAACCUGGUAGACCUGGAACCCCUGGGACACCGGGAAACGAUGGCAAAGAUGGGCGUAAUGGCUACCGGCUUAGACCGGACAAAAUAACUAGAGGCCCGCCUGGACCCAUGGGCGCUCGAGGUGAACCGGGCCAUCGAGGUCUUCCAGGAGAUAAUGGAAUGCCAGGGCCAAUGGGGCCGCCGGGUUACCGAGGAGACAACGGAAGACGUGGGGCGCCGGGGCUGCCCGGUAGAACUGGAAGACAUGGAAAACCCGGUGGAGAUUCAUCAUAUUGUCCGUGUCCUCCACGCUCGUUGAUAGUGGAAAGUUUUAAAAAGAUUUGAACAAAUGUGGUUUUAAAGAAAAAAAUUCAUUUGUGUAUUUUAUUUAAAUAAAAUAUUUUUUGAUACUAAAA